This is a messenger RNA of Cinclus cinclus, 885 nucleotides long. It is a transcript of the gene METRN, whose product is annotated as meteorin, glial cell differentiation regulator. NCBI's taxonomy places the organism in Eukaryota, Metazoa, Chordata, Aves, Passeriformes, Cinclidae. The record is from RefSeq and is a predicted model, not a curated record. Gene Ontology annotation, biological process: glial cell differentiation; positive regulation of axonogenesis. Gene Ontology annotation, molecular function: hormone activity. Bases 1 to 885 code for a protein of 294 amino acids. The transcript has 4 exons.
AUGUGGGCGCUGCGGGCGCUGUGCCUGGCCGGGCUGGGGGCGGCCAUCGGCGGCGGAGCGGCAGAUCAGUGCAGCUGGAGGGGCAGCGGGCUGUCACAGGAGGCUGGCAGCGUGGAGCAGCUGUCCCUGCACUGUGCCGAGGGCUCGCUGGAAUGGCUGUACCCCACCGGAGCCCUUCGCCUCCGCCUGGCCCCCCGCCUGCCCCCCACCAGCGCCGCCGUCAAGGGCGGGAGCCCCCCGCAUGUCACUGCCUGCAUCAAACCCACCGGGACCUUCCGGGGGGCUCAGCUCUACCUGGAGAGGGAGGGGGUGCUGGAGCUACUGCUGCCAGAAGCCCCCCGGCCCCGCGCCCGCUGCUUCAGCUGGCUGCCCCAGGAGAAGGUGGCUCUGUUCCUGCAGGCCACCCCGCACCCCGACAUCAGCCGCCGCAUCGCCGCCUUCCGCUACGAGCUGCGGGGGGACUGGCUGGCCCGCCCGGCGCUGCCCGCAGCCAGCCUCAGCGCUGAAGGUGCGUGCCGGCCGUGCAAUGACACCGAGAUACUGAUGGCCAUUUGCACUAGUGACUUUGUGAUCCGCGGCAGCAUCCGGAGCGUCUCCAACGAUGCAGAGCUGCAGGAAUCCAUCAUUGGGGUGAGCGCCACCCGCAUCCACCGCCAGAAAUUCCCGCUUUUCCAGGCGGGUGGGCGGCUGGGGCGGCCGGUGGGCAGCAUCCGCACCCCACUGCGUUGUGGCGUCAAGCCAGGCCCCGGCACCUUCCUGUUCACGGGGUGGCUGCACUUUGGGGAGGCCUGGCUGAGCUGCGCUCCCCGGUACCGUGACUUCCAGCGCAUCUAUGCAGGGGCCCAGCGCAUGCGCCAGAACCCCUGUGAGUUCCCUGUGGACUGA